AUGCCUCCUUCUGCGCAAACGACCAGAUUGGUUUCCACCUUGCGCCUCCUCAUUCCCCGACUACGCCUCCUUCAAAAGAAAGACACAGCCUCGUCUGUCGUUCAACGCCGCGAGCUCUCCCAACUCCUCAGCGAAGGGCGCGAUGCCUCAGCGCGCAUCCGAGUCGAAAAUGUCAUCGCGACAGAUAUUGCAGUGGAAGUGAUGGAGAUGGUCGAACUAUACUGUGAACUGCUACUCGCACGCGCCAACGUGCUCGAUCAACUGGCCUUCGGCGAGCAAGGUACCCGCGCCCGCCUUCGCGCAAAGGAACAACUGAAGAAACGCACGCAAGCACAAGCAGCCGCCGCAGGAACGGCUCCGGCAGCAUCAACAGCCAGCGAAAGCACCGGGUCGCGAUUCGGGUUCUCAUGGCUGGGCAUCGGGGCACAGAAGAAAGAAGCCGAGCGUGUUGGCGCGGCCAUUGCCACGGAAGAAGGAGAUGCCAUUACAGAAGAAGAUAACCCCUACUUGGAUACUGCGCUUGACGAGGCUGCUGUUGUGGUGUUCUACGCGUGGACACGGUUCCCGCAUGAGGUGCGCGAAUUCACUAUGCUGCGCACUAUGCUGGAUGAGCGAUAUGGAAAGGAGUUCCGGAUGCUCGCGACGGAGAACAAGGUCGAUGGAGUGAGCGUUCCCGAUCGGCUUUUGAAGGGGUUGCGCGUGCGUCCGCCUGGACAAGAGCUUGUGGAGCUCUACUUGAGAGAAAUCGCAAAGGCAUACGGUGUUGAAUGGCAUGGACUCGAGGAGGAUGUGCAAGAGCUUGGAAGUGCCCCUGAAUAUGUGGAUGACGUCCCGGGUGAUGAGCCUGAGUUACCUCAGACACCCGGCAAGCAGGGGGAGCCGAGUUUUUCGGAGGCACGACGGGCGUCGGAAACUAGCGAGUUGAACAAGGCGAAGCCUCCGCGGGGACUUGCUUCUGGUCGCAGCCCUGUUAGCGUUGCGCCGCCUGCUCCUAGGACCGAUAACCCCAACCCUCGAGUCAAGGUUCCUGGUACGGACACGGACGAUGUUUCAAAUAACGAUGCGACAGGGGCAGCGGCUGCAAAGAAGAGUGGCAACGGCAUCCCCGAACUGGAUGAGUUGACACGACGAUUUGCAGACUUGAAAAGGAAGCCCUGA
This is a messenger RNA of Penicillium brevicompactum, 1158 nucleotides long. RefSeq names its product IST1 family protein. NCBI's taxonomy places the organism in Eukaryota, Fungi, Ascomycota, Eurotiomycetes, Eurotiales, Aspergillaceae. Gene Ontology annotation, biological process: protein transport. The transcript is spliced from 2 exons. The coding region runs from base 1 to 1158 and encodes 385 amino acids. The record is from RefSeq and is a predicted model, not a curated record.